AUGCCUAUCGGCCUGAUUGAUGACAAGAAAGUGGAAGGAAUUGCUGUUCUCAAGAGAUCCAAACAGAUGUUGGACCAGGGACAACCACAGAACGUUAUUUUAGUACAUCCAUGGUUUUUCACUGAAACCAAUGGAAUAAGUAAUGAUGGAUUAGGAAGACAAACGACAAGUGGAAGUGUCCAAAUGGAUGGAUAUUCUAUGUCCAAAUGUUUGAGAAAAGAGAAGCGUUCAGGUAUCCCAGUUAUUACUGUUUGUAAGGCCUCAGGCCUCCCCAACAGGGGUCUUUUGUGUGCUCAAAUGGUCAAGUUUUCAAGUAAUAUAAGAGACUCCGUUUGUGUUGCCCCCAAGGGCACCACUCCGCGUACAACCGUUAGCUUUGAGUGA
Messenger RNA from Melampsora larici-populina 98AG31, 384 nucleotides. RefSeq lists its product as uncharacterized. The record is from RefSeq and is a predicted model, not a curated record. The transcript is spliced from 5 exons. Lineage: Eukaryota; Fungi; Basidiomycota; Pucciniomycetes; Pucciniales; Melampsoraceae. Bases 1 to 384 code for a protein of 127 amino acids.